AUGGACUUUUCGGGCCGCCUCCGUUCCGAGCAUCUGAGCUCCGCAAAUAACCACGAUAUCAUGAACGUUUCAGCAUAUGAUACCUGGAAAGGAAAGGAGAGGGAGCUUGAAGAACCGGAUACCUGUCGAAUAUGUCGUGGUGAGGGUACGGAACAGGACGAGCUAUACUACCCCUGCAAAUGUAGCGGUAGCAUAAGGUUCGUCCAUCAGCCUUGCCUGGUGCAAUGGUUGGCCCAUUCUCAAAAGAAGCACUGCGAACUCUGCAAAACUCCCUUCCAUUUUACAAAGGUGUACGACCCGAAUAUGCCUGACAGUUUACCGACUCUUCUGUUCAUUAAACAACUCUCGAUACACUGCUUCCGCACUAUUGUUACAUGGUUGCGCUGGGUUCUGGUUGCGUUUGUCUGGCUUGGAUGGUUGCCGUGGUCCAUGAGAGCGAUAUGGAGGGCGCUGUUCUGGCUCGCCGAUGGCCGUUGGUCGAGUGCUGAUCCUACUCAUCAAGGAUAUGAUAGACACAAUGUGACCGCUUCUCUUCAUAAUGCGACAUUGGUGGCGAGCUCAGUAGUGGCUGAACCUAGCUCGGUUGCGGGACAACCCUCGCUCGAACCUACUUCGUCAAUGAUCGGUUUCUCCGCGAGUGAACCUAUAUUGCUCAACCUCAUGAAAAAGGCUCUUUCUACACUUUUCUUUCCCGCGAUGUCAUCAAGUUUUGGCUCCACCGACUCCAUAAACGUUACGGCAACCCCUCUCAAACGCCGACCCUCCUGGCUCUCUGAUGUCAAGUUUCUGAAUUCGCUGACCCCAUCUCCCACCAUCAACAACAUUCUUAUUGAUACGUUAGAAGGCCAGCUUAUUACACUCUUAGUUGUGGUCUCCUUCAUUUUGAUAUUUCUUAUUCGGGAGUGGGUCGUUCAGCAACAACCUCUCGACAACAUUGCAGAAGGAGAGCGUGAAGCUGCCGAUCAGCUAAUUGCAAACAACCGUCCCCAAGUCGAGGCUCGUGAUCCUGAACCCGAAGCCGAACAUUUUGAAAAUAUACCAGAGGAAGAGAUUCCACAAAACGGGCAGGGGGUUAUUCGCCAAGAGGAACUUGCGGACGAUAGGAAUACCACAUCUGAACAACCAGCAAGGGAGCCCUUGGACUUCGAAGCGCCUUUGAGUAUACGUGACUUGCUUGCUGGAGUAGCUGGAGGUCCGGUGACGCCUCCUAUACGGCACAAUUCUGAUGGAAACGAUGGAUUCAUUCUAGAUAUUGCUAAUUCUCAGCGAGGACCUCAGAUCGACCAGCCCCAAUAUGGCAUCAAUAUGGACUUAUACAGGGAUAUCUAUCGUCGCUCCAAUGGCGAUCUCGAUGAAAUGUCAAGAAUUAUCCGCGAAGAAGGUCGCUUCGAGGAACUUGUUCGGAAUGUCACGACAAACAACAGACCUGAGCAGACAAUUAAUGGCUAUCCUCGAUUCAUUGUAUCUGAUUCCACGAAUAUGAAUGCAGAAACUGUGGAUGACGCUCGUCUUGCGCCCCCACGGGUUUCCUUUAGUCCUCGCCUCCCACACCAGGGGGAUGCCGAUUCUGCUGACUCCAACAUGCCUAACGCAUACGCCUCUACCUGGCCAUCUUCAAGUGCGCCGCUAAAUCAAGAUCAAUCUCAACAAGCCUCAGCGUCCGCUAUUUCCGAUAGCGAAACUGAAGACAGCAGAACGGAGCCAUCUUCCAGUAGUGGUUUGGUUGCGGACAACGGUGGUGGCGGAGCAGUGGCUAACUCUGAAUUUGGCGAAGAAUCACCGAAUCCGUCAGCAACUUCGCAGGCUAUGGCUGAACCCGAAACAAGUCUGACAAGAAGAGUUGUUGAUUGGUUCUGGGCCGACCUUGACCCUGACGACCCUAACCAGGGGCACCAACCUGAUGCUGAGGAGGAUUUGAUUGAUGACCCUGCUGUCGAAGAGCAUUUGGAGCACCCAGAAAAUGAUCGUAAUGUAGAAGUUGAUGCCAUUCUACCCGGUAUUGACCAGAACGAUGUUGAUGCGGUCGAAGAAGCCGAUGAUCUCGAAGGUAUCCUGGAACUUAUCGGCAUGCAGGGUCCUAUUUUCGGCUUAUUGCAGAAUGGCGUUUUCUGUGCGCUAUUAAUCUCUUUCACCGUGGCUGCUGGUAUCUGGCUUCCAUAUCUUGCAGGGAAAAUCGCGCUUGUCCUUCUAGCACACCCGAUACAAUUCGUCCUUGGUGUUCCCAUGACGGCAGUCUCAGUUUUCGCGGACGUGGUUCUCGAUACUCUUAUUGGCAGCCUAGGAUAUAUCAUGUACUGGGUGAGCAUGAUCUGCAAGCUGGUUUUCAGCCCAUUGGCUGCUAUUGUCCCUCUCGGCGAGUGGACGAGACCCAUCACCAGUGCCUCAUUAUCGCUCAUCGAUGCUAGCAGUCAGCGAUUAGGCAGCGUGAUCAAUACGUUCUUUGUUUUCCAUGAAGCUGAUGUUCCCAUGUUCUCUGUCCUCUCCCAUUUGGCUUUAAAGAUCCAUGAAGCACGGAUUGCGUCGCUAUUUCGCCUGGCUUUCUUGCUAGGAAAGCUAAUUCUCCACGACCUUCCAUUGCACAUGGGAUCAUUUAGCAAGGCAUUCUUUCUCGGCCAAAAUUCAUCGACUCUUGGCAAUCUUCUAGCUCUGGCUCGAGAUCAAGUUAAUGAUGCCAGCCAUGACAUUUACACCAGAUUCUUCAUGCCUCCGUCAGCCUGGGUCAGUCCGAACGUUAUUGGUCUCUCGGCAAAUGAUGGUGCGAUCGACUACAGUUUAGCUGUUUGGGACACUAAGGACCGCACUAUUGCCAUUCUCAUGGGCUACCUUCUCGCUUCUACCGUUGGUUUGGGCUAUCUCAAAGUCGCCCGGUUCAUCUCUGGCGCCGACCAAGGACAGCGAGUUGAGGGUAUGGUGGCAGAAGGCCUUCAUCAAGCUGGUGGCGUGAUGAAGGUCAUCCUCAUAAUCGGCAUUGAGAUGAUAGUAUUUCCGUUAUAUUGCGGUGCUCUCCUGGACGUUGCAUUGCUGCCUCUUUUCGAGGGAGCUACCGUUGCUGCACGGGUCGAAUUUACAUCGGAAUAUCCCCUCACUUCUCUUUUCGUACACUGGUUCAUUGGCACCUGUUACAUGUUUCACUUUGCUCUCUUCGUCUCCAUGUGCAGGAAGACUAUGAGAAGUGGCGUUCUAUAUUUCAUCCGCGACCCUGAUGACCCUACUUUCCACCCUGUUCGUGAUGUUCUUGAGCGGAAUAUCACCACGCAGCUUCGCAAGAUCGCCUUUAGCGCUCUUGUUUAUGGUGCUCUCGUCAUUAUCUGCCUAGGUGGGGUAGUCUGGGGAAUCUACUACGGUUUUGAUGGUGUACUUCCCGCCCACUGGUCGUCUAAAGAUCCUGUCCUCGAGUUUCCUAUCGACCUAUUAUUCUAUAAUGUCGGAAUCCCCCUUGUCCUCAAAGAACUAAAACCCUCGGACGGGCUGCACAGCUUAUACAGAUGGUGGUUUCGAAAGUGUGCCCGCUUCUUACGGCUUUCCGAUUUCUUCUUUGGCGAGAGACACCCCGACGAAGAAGGCGUGAGCUCUCUGUCAGGGAACAACGCAAGCCCCGACCGUCCUGCGACUGAUGAAGAUGAGAAAUCUGCUUUUACUAACAAAACCGAACCGCAGGGAAAACGCGAUGGAAAGUUCGUCAGAGCUCCGGCUUCAGACCAGGUCCGCAUUCCAAAAGGAAGCCCGGUAUUUCUGGAAGUAACGGAAGCUAACGAGCGAGUUGAUGGAAAGCCCGACAAUGACCAAGGACUCCAUGGUCGACUCAAUAAUCAAUUCACUAAGGUUUACAUCCCGCCUUUCUUUAGGACUAGGGUUGCAGCCUUCAUUUUCUUCAUCUGGGUGUUUGCGGCCGCGACUGGAGUGGGAACCACUAUUGUCCCGCUCCUUAUUGGGCGCAGGAUCAUGUCCUUUUACGUCCCAGGCCGGCCAGUAAAUGAUGUAUACGCCCUAUCGGUUGGCAUGGGGUUUGCUUGCUUUGUCGCUUACUUCCUACUUUCCUGCCGAACUGGCUUCCGCCUGGUGAGAGGCCGCCUAGGCCCUUAUUUGCGGUCUCCGGGUGAGGCGACUCGUGUGAUGGCAAAUGCUCUGACAAGCGGCUUGAGCAUCCUCUACGUAAUAGCCGCGUUUUUCAUCUUUCUGCCGUCAUUAUUUGCUCUUGCGAUAGAGCUUUACUUGCUGGUUCCGGUUUACACAUAUCUUGGCCACGAAAAUGAUCUUGUGGUCCACUUUGUCCAGGAUUGGACGUUGGGCGUUCUCUAUGUCCAAAUGGCAGUGAAGCUGGCUUUGUGGCAUACAAGAUCUCGCCCAGCUGCCGUUCUCAGAGGUAUUUUCCGCGACGGCUGGCUGAAACCGAAUAUCAAACUCGCAACUAGAGCUUUGCUCUUUCCCAUGACCCUUCUUGCCCUGGUGGCAGUCACGCUACCACUGUGUCUCGGCUUUGCGUCGAAUCUGAUAUUAUUCUCUUUCCGUCCCGAAUUGCAAUCCAAGGUCUACCGCUAUGCCUAUCCUGUUACUUUGGCUAUGGGGCUUCUGGCAUGGUUCGCUUACCUGGUCUACCGUCAAGUCGAAGUAUGGAAGGUGAGCAUCCGAGAUGAGUUCUUCCUGAUUGGAGAGCGUCUGCACAAUUUCCGCGAGAAGCGAGCACGGGAGGUUGGUGUUCCUCGGCGAGUGAUUACUGGGUAA
Aspergillus nidulans FGSC A4 is the source of this 4722-nucleotide messenger RNA. Its product is annotated as E3 ubiquitin-protein ligase SSM4. Gene Ontology annotation, molecular function: zinc ion binding; ubiquitin protein ligase activity. Lineage: Eukaryota; Fungi; Ascomycota; Eurotiomycetes; Eurotiales; Aspergillaceae. The record is from RefSeq and is a predicted model, not a curated record. The transcript has 2 exons. Bases 1 to 4722 code for a protein of 1573 amino acids. Gene Ontology annotation, cellular component: membrane.